AUGAAUUUUAUUCUUUCUAUUUUUUUAAUAUUUUUACUGAUAAGAUUAUCUUAUUUAUACAAACAAGAUGUUUCAGUAUCAGGGCAAUUACUUUGUAAUCGCAAAAGAGCUGUAGGUAUUCAAAUUUAUCUUAAAGAAAAAGAUACAUUUGAUCCUGAUGAUACUCUUGAUGCAACAAUAUCAGAUUUUGAAGGUAAAUUUAAACUUGAUGGAGUAGAAGAUGAAUUCAAAUCAAUAAAACCUUAUAUUGAAAUAAUCCAUAAAUGUGAGGUAUCAAAUAUAAGAUGUAACAGAUCUACAAUAUAUAGUAUAGAUCAAAAAGAAAUUGGUAGAAACUAUGACUUUCAAUAUAUAAAUUUGAAUAUAAAAGGUCAUUCUGAUUUUGAAACAUGUUAA
Messenger RNA from Strongyloides ratti, 396 nucleotides. Its product is annotated as Transthyretin-like family-containing protein. The transcript has 2 exons. The record is from RefSeq and is a predicted model, not a curated record. Gene Ontology annotation, cellular component: cell surface. NCBI's taxonomy places the organism in Eukaryota, Metazoa, Nematoda, Chromadorea, Rhabditida, Strongyloididae. Bases 1 to 396 code for a protein of 131 amino acids.